GCUCGCCAUUGUGCCGUAGGCGACGCCCCUGUCCCCGCCCAGAGGACGGCAGCCCCGCCGGGUCGCCGCCCGUCUGGCCGGCCUAACAGCGCUCCGCCGGGCGGGCAGCCGCUGGCGCGGGGCCGGCGCGGGGAUGGAGGGGUGCCAGCUGAAGAGCCCGGUUACCAUUAAGGGGAUCGAAAGGGAGCUCAUCUGCCCAGCAUGCAAGGAAUUAUUUACCCAUCCGCUGAUCCUCCCAUGCCAGCACAACGUGUGUCAUAAAUGUGUGAAAGAAAUACUCUUUGCAUUCGAAGACUCUUCUGUUGAUGGAGGGUCUGAAUCCUCUAAUCAGAGUAGCCCUCGAAUUAGAAUCACUGCUAGUGUGGACAGAAUUGACAGGAUUACUAGAUCAGGCAGAAAACACAAUUCAGUGACUUCUAGAUUGAGUCUAUUUCCUUGUCCGGGUUGCCAGAGGAAUAUUGAUCUUGGAGAACGUGGCAUCAAUGGCUUAUUUCGCAACUUUACUUUGGAAACGAUCGUGGAAAGAUACAGACAGGCAGCCAGGGCAGCCAUUGCUAUUAUGUGUGAUUUCUGCAAGCCUCCACCUCAAGAAUCCACUAAGAGCUGCAUGGACUGCAGUGCAAGCUAUUGCAAUGAAUGUUUCAAAGUACACCAUCCUUGGGGAACUGUGAAAGCCCAGCAUGAAUAUGUAGCACCAACCACCAACUUCAGACCUAAGAUUUUGAUGUGUCCAGAACAUGAAAUGGAGGGGGUGAACAUGUACUGUGAAAUCUGCAGAAGGCCUGUUUGUCACCUUUGUAAACUGGGUGGAUAUCAUGCAAACCAUAGAGUAACAACCAUGAGCACUGCCUACAAAACCCUUAAGGAGAAACUUUCAAAAGAUAUCAAGUACCUCAUCAGUAAGGAGAGCCAGGUGAAAGCUCACAUCACCCAGCUGGAUCUGCUGCUGAAAGAAACGGAGUGCAACAGUGAAAGGGCUAAAGAAGAAGCAUCUCAGAGUUUUGAGAAAUUAUUUCAUGUCCUGGAAGAGAAGAAGUCUGCAGCCCUUAGGGCAAUUGAAGCUUCUAAGACUUUAAGGCUGGAGAAAUUGCAAAUGCAAGCAGAAGAAUACCAGGGGCUCCUGGAAAAUAAUGGCCUUGUCGGAUAUGCCCAAGAAGUGCUUAAAGAGACUGAUCCAUCUUGUUUUGUUCAAACAGCAAAACAACUUCACGUCAGAAUCCAAAAAGCUACCGAAUCUCUGAAGAGCUUCAGGCCAGCAGCUGGAGCUACUUUUGAAGACUUUGUGGUGGACAUCGCCAAGCAAGAAGAGAUCCUUGGUGACUUGUCUUUCCAUUCCAAUGGUCUGGAAAUACCAGAGAUCAAUGAAGAGCAAAGCAGAAUAUACAACCAAGCUCUGAUCAGCUGGGAAUGCCCUGGGAAUGUCGACUCGGCUGAUAUCUAUGUCCUUGAAUAUCGUAAGCUUAAUAGAGAAGACGAGACUGAGAUGUGGCAGGUCGAAGUUUGCAGCAAGAGCAAAGUAAUAUCUGAUCUUGAUGAUGACAGCAGCUAUGCCUUUAGAGUUCGUGGAUAUAAAGGCUCCAUCUGUAGCCCUUGGAGCCGAGAAGUUGUUUUGCGUACUCCUCCAGCUCCAGUUUUCAGUUUUCUUUUUGAUGACAAAUGUGGGUACAACAGUGAACAUCUCCUGCUGAACCCAGGAAGAACCUCUGUGGAGAGCAGGGCUGGAUUUCCUCUGCUGCUGGGAUCUGAGCGCGUGCAGGUCGGAUGCUACACAACCUUGGAUUACAUCAUUGGUGACACUGGGAUUGCCAAAGGGAAGCACUUCUGGGCUUUUCACGUGGAAGCCUAUUCAUACCUGGUGAAAGUGGGAGUUGUUUCUAGCCACAAGAUAAAUAAAUUGUUCCAUAAUAGCCAUGACGUGACCAGCCCAAGAUACGAGCAAGACAGUGGUCAUGACAGUGGGAGUGAAGAUACCUUCUCUGACUCAUCGAAGCCUUGCACUCUGGUCACUUUAGGCAUGAAGAAGUUCUUCAUCCCCACGACACCUGCUGCCCCCAAGGAUCCAGCAAGCAGAAUCCUUCCCCUGCCAUCGUGCUUGGGCAUCUGCCUUGAUUGUGACAAUGGCAAGGUGGGGUUUUAUGACGCAGACCGCAUGAAAUGCCUUUAUGAGUGCAAGGUGAACUGCUCUGGCAUAAUGUACCCAAUGUUUGCCUUAAUGGGUGGCGCAGCCAUUCACCUUGAGGAAGCUGUCACAGCGAAGUAUGAGGAGUACCACGACAACGUUUAGUGCAGUAACCUCUUUCUAUUGCUGCUCUGAGAUGGAGAAUGACGGCAGGAGAGCUCUACCUUGUCCCGAUUAAUUAUGUUCUACAUAUAUGUUGCUCACAAGUCUCUCUGUCAUGUCUUUUUUAAACGCGUUGUCCAGACACUUCCCACACCAGUGUGAACUGUUCUGGGAACUCUCCUGCCUUUCUCGUGAUCUGUGUGAUGCUGUUCUCUACGGACUUUCUUGGCAGGAGGAAGCAGGAAAGAAGUUUAACUAGCAACCAAGAUCACUCCUCAUGGGUAGAAAUCUGCCUUCUAUGUAACUUAAAUUCUUACGUAGUCAGUUUUGCACUUAAUGAACAAAGCUGACAGCGUGUGAUUGCUGUUCUCCUUUUAAGAUACCUGCCUGAAAUGCCUCUGAGGGAUCAAACGCCUUCCAAAUAACCCCAGAGCACCGGGGUUGGGCCUUUCAGCACGAAAAAUUAUACACCAGACAGAAGUCGGAACUGCAUAUGAACGUUUAGCUUGUAUUUGGAAAGAGAAGGGUAAACUAGAAUACGAUUGCAUGUCAUAUACCUUUGAUGUGGCUGUAAGCUAGAACUCUGACACCUGGCGUCAUGCAGUUGGUGGCAUAAUGAUAAGUUUCUUUACUCUUCUGGGCUUUUACUAUAGGCUGUAAACAAUAGAGUGCAAUUCUACUUGAAGUACAGAAUUCAAUGUCCAAAAUCAAAGGUGUUUGCAUGUGUGAGUAGUUGUACCUGGUAUUUAGGCAAAAGCAAAUGAGUUCUUGACAUCAGUUGUAAUAUGUGAACGUUAAAUAAUCAGGUAUUUCUUAAUUUUUUUUAUCUAGUAGCAGCUUGUUUUUCUAGUAAGAAUGUAAAAAAUGCACUGAUUAAGUUAUGAGACCCUAUUUCUGCCUUAAAGGAUGUCUCCCCUCAAAUUUCUGUUCCCGUCAUGUUAAAAACUAUCCCACGGUAGUUCUUCAUAGAAACACAGAACUACAGAUCGGUUUGGGUUGGAAAAGACCUUUCAAAAUCAUCUAGUACAACCCCCUGCCAUGGGCAGGGAUAUCUUUCACUAGAUGAAGUUGUUCAAAGCUCUCUUCAACCUGACGUUGAGCACUUCCAGAGAUGGGACAUCCACAGCUGCUCUGGGCAGCCCGUUCCAGGGUCUUCCCACCUUCAGUGUUAGAAAUGUCUUCCUUAAAUCUGAUCUAAACACACCCUUGUUACCUUUAAAACCGUUGCCCCUGGUCCUGGCUUUACCAAGGCCUGUAGAAAGUUUCUCUCCAUCAUUCUUGCAAGCCCUCCUUAUCUACGGAAAGGCCACAGUGAAGUCUCCCUGGGGCCUUCCCUUCUCCAGGCUGAGUAAGGCCAACUCUCUCAGCCUUUCCAGGGUGUUCCAGCCUUCUGAUCAUUUCUGUGGGCCUCCCCUGGACCUGCUUCACGCUGGGGGCCUCAGAGCCAGAUGCAAUACUCCGCGUGGGGUCUUAGGAGAGCAGAGUGGGAGAAUCCACUCCCUUGCCCCUCUGGCCACCCAGCAGCCCAGGAUGCAAUUGGCUUUCUGGGCUGUGGGUGCGCAUCGCUGGUACAAGUUCGAUUUUUCACCCACCGGGAUGUCCAAGUCCUUCUCUGCAGGGCUGCUCUCCAUCCCCAGUCUGUAUUGAUACCAGGAGGUUGCCCUGACCCGGGUGCAGGACCUUGCGCUUGGCCUCGGUGAACCUCAUGAGGUUCACAUGGGCACACUUCUCAAGCCUGUCAUGGUCCCUCUGGCGACUGAACUGCUCAGCUUGGUGUCAACUGCAGACUUGGUAAGGGUGCACCAAAUCCCACUGUCUGCUCUUAGUGGAGGUACUACCAGUGCCAGUAGAAACCCCUCCCUGAGGGACACCACUUGUUCCUGGUUUCCACUUGCAUGCUGAGCUGUUGACUAUAAAACUCUUUGCCCAUGGCCACCCAGGCAGUUCCUGCUCCAUCCAUCAAGCCCAUCCCUCUCAAAUUUAGAGGGAAGAAUGUUGUGGGGGAUCAUAUCAAAGGCCUGACAGCAGUCCAGGUAUAUGUCAUCGGUAGCUCUUCCCUUGUCCGCUGAUGCAGCCACUCCACCACAGAAGGCCACUAGAGGAGUCAGGCACAAUUUGCCCGUGGUGAACCCUUGCUGGCUGUCGCUAAUCACCUCCCUGUCUUCCGUGGGUUUUGAGAUGCCUUCCAGGAGGAUCCGUCAUGUGCUCUUACUGGCCACGGCGGUGGACUGCAUCUGUCGAUAGAAAUCUCUGUGAAAAAACAUGGGGGUUACUUGCACUGUUAACUUGUGGUGUGGAAAAAUCAGGAUCUAAAGUGACGGAUGUUUCUAAUACAUACUCGGUGCUUUCUAAUUUGGGGAUAUGCUUUCUAAUUUGGGGAUAGUGUUGCGUCUUGAUGAGUGUGUGUGAGAAGUAUGCUUACUAAGUACAUGUAUACAGCUGUAGAGCUAUGAAAUGGGACCUGAAAAAUCACAACACACUUAGAAGAAUGUAGCUCAUAAUGCAAAACCUUUGUGCCCUUUGCUGUCUGAACUGUCGCACUGACCUGACCCAGAGCCCACCCCUCCCAGUGUCCGCUCUCCCAGGCCUCUGCCUGGUGGCCCCUGUCACCUCUAAUCGGCAGGAACAGUAUCUGGCCAAAAUGCCAUCCGUGCCAAGGUGAGCACGACAGCCCUGUCGGGGCUAGAAAGGCCCAGCAAGGGCACCUUCUUGUUGGGGUCUCACCCGCAAAUGUUUCUGCCUUAGUGAGGCUGUGUGGAAGCCUGCUGCACAGCUUCGUUGUGUGCUUGUAUGAGAAGCACUUGGGCGUCCCAGGCAGCAGCGGGGGAAGCAGUGGGUAUCUCCUGGAACUUUCUCCUGCAGGAGAAAUGGCAAAUUGUCCCUCGUUACUUAUCCUGUGGGUCAUUGAUUUUUGUAAAAGGUGGUUAUCGUAGCCUUUCUUUCCCACUAUGCCCUCCCCUUCACAUUUCCUCCUGCUGUACUGGUAACCAUCCUGCUACCCUUCUUUCUCCUCUCAUCUUCUAAGGCUGACUAAAGGAGUCUUCCAUACAUGCACUCAGGCAAAGUCAAGGAUGGCACAAUUCUGUGUUUUCCUUCUUUUCAUAGUCCUGAAACUGUAUUUGCCCUUUUGGUCAAUACCGAAUAUUAAGCUGACAUUCACAAAGGUGGUUCCUGCAGUAUUUUCCACACAGUCCUGUGGUCUAGUUGUACGUAAGCCAUGCAGAUAAGGGUUUCCCCACCUUGUGUGAAUUCUGCAUUUGUUAAUGUUGAGUUUCCUCUGCUCGUUUACCUGAUCACUUAGUCCUGAGGCUCCUGCAGCUCGUCAUUCACUCCUAGACUUGAAUGUUCCCGAGUAGCUUCAUAAGUAACACAAAUGUGAUCCUUUUUUGUUUGCUUGCUUUUCCAGAUCUUGGAAAGUUGUAAGUGAGAGUCAGAAAAUCUCUUUCUGCUGUUAAAAUUGGUUGUUCCUUCUACUUUUUUCCCUCUCGUUUAAUAAACCGUGAUUGGCUGGGCAAGCGCUGAAAACCUUUACACAUUACUACGCUGUGUUGAGUAGGUGGCUGACGUUCUUGUGUGUGUGAGCCCAGCAGUCAAACAGACCCAGGAGACAGGAUUCUCUCUUCGGUAGCUGUGAUUCUCCCAUUGCACAGUCACCAUUUGCCUGUUCAUCUAUGAAACCCAGUGUCUGUCAGCUGAAGGCUGUAGAUCACAGUGUUGAACUUUCCAGUUUGUUGUUCCCAGGCUAGAUGUCCUUCCAUAGACAAAUGCAUCAUUUUUGGUUCCUCUGUUUCAGAAACUGGUCUAAACUAGAGGUUUUGCGUCAUGGUUAGCACUGCCCAGUUCCACAUUUGGAUGCACCUGGACCAAUACCAUGAGGCUGCGGCGUUUUGUUAGUUCAUAGAAAGAUGCAUAAUCUGGAACAACUCCAUCUUGGACACGAAGACGGUCUCUCAGACUCAUUUAUUAAAAGAUAAAUUGAGAUUUACUGGUUUGAGAAUAUAGAAGUAAGACAUAAAAAAUUUGUCCUGUCUUCCGCCGCCCCCCCCCCCCCCCCCAUUAGCUUUAUCUAGCUUUAUCUUACUUUCAUUUAAGAUUUGCUGUGCUAUGCAAUUACUUACUCUACUGGACAGAGCCUGAUACUAUUUUAAACAUUUAUCUGCCUUUUGGUAUGUCUGCUUGUAUUUAUUUCGUUCUGAGUUUAAAAAUGGAUUUGGCUUUUGGUGUUACUUGAAUACUUAGGAUGCAUUCAUGACAGUACUCUGUGGUGCUUACUCCACCGUAUUAAAUGACCCCCCCCCCCCACUGUCAGAGGCACUGGCAACUCACUGUCAGAGUUGUUCGGCUACAAUGGAAGCGUCACAUUUCAGAACUACAGUUCAGCAGUACUUGGCUAUCCAGAUACUUAUUUUUCCAGAACAAUUUUCUUCCUACGGAACAGCACUUUACAAUGUAGACUAAGCUAAGAAUGGUGUGGUAUUGUGUGGAUCUUUGUGCAAUAUAGCUGUUUGGUGACUACUGUGUGAUUUGCAAAGCUCCAUGCAGGUGUGAAUCAUGUAGACACUUUUUAGAUAUCUAAAGCUUUAAAAAAACAGCCUUGUUUAAAAAUAUCCUGAAAUGUAAACAUGAUGUGUGUGGUUCUUAUUCUUUUUUUUUUUUUUUUUUUUGAAUAAAAGCUGAAAAUACA
This is a messenger RNA of Falco peregrinus (peregrine falcon), 6965 nucleotides long. Its product is annotated as E3 ubiquitin-protein ligase TRIM36. NCBI's taxonomy places the organism in Eukaryota, Metazoa, Chordata, Aves, Falconiformes, Falconidae. The coding region runs from base 134 to 2284 and encodes 716 amino acids. Gene Ontology annotation, molecular function: zinc ion binding; protein binding. The record is from RefSeq and is a predicted model, not a curated record. The transcript has 10 exons.